Messenger RNA from Catharus ustulatus (Swainson's thrush), 776 nucleotides. It is a transcript of the gene METTL5, whose product is annotated as methyltransferase 5, N6-adenosine. The transcript is spliced from 8 exons. Gene Ontology annotation, biological process: rRNA methylation. The record is from RefSeq and is a predicted model, not a curated record. NCBI's taxonomy places the organism in Eukaryota, Metazoa, Chordata, Aves, Passeriformes, Turdidae. Gene Ontology annotation, molecular function: nucleic acid binding; rRNA (adenine-N6-)-methyltransferase activity. The coding region runs from base 77 to 721 and encodes 214 amino acids.
GGCGCGGCGGAAGUGCGCGGCGGCGCUCGGAGCGGCCCGUGCGCCCGGGCCGGGCCACCUGCGUUAAACCACAAACAUGAAGAAAUUAAAGCUUAAAGAACUGGAAAGCUGUCUUCAACAAGUUGAUACUUUUGAAAGUCCAAAGCUACUCCUUGAACAGUACGCAACAAGACCUCAUAUUGCAGCAUGUAUGCUUUACACAAUUCACAAUACUUUUGAUGAUAUCGAAAACAAAACAAUUGCAGAUUUAGGAUGUGGUUGUGGCAUGCUCAGCAUUGGAAGUGCAAUGUUAGGAGCAGGAUUCUGUGUGGGGCUUGACAUAGAUGCAGAUGCACUGGAAAUAUUUAACAGCAAUAUUGAAGACUUUGAGCUCACAAAUGUCAACAUGGUUCAGUGUGACAUCUGUUCUUUAUCUGACAGCAUGUCAGAUGCUUUUGACACAGUUAUUAUGAACCCUCCAUUUGGUACCAAGCAUAACAAAGGAAUUGAUAUGGUUUUUCUGAAAACUGCUCUACAAAUGGCAAAAACAGCUGUUUAUUCCCUUCACAAAACUUCAACACGGCAGCACAUUCAGAAGAAAGCAGCAGAAUGGGAAGUGAAGAUGGAAGUCUUAGCAGAACUUAGGUUUGAUUUACCAGCAUCAUACAAGUUCCAUAAGAAGAAAUCAGUUGACAUUGAAGUGGAUUUCAUUAGAUUUUCUGCCAAGAAAGUCCUGAACUGAGGCAUGUCUUUAAAACCUAUUGAAAAUGGAAAAAUAAAACCACUAAUUUUUUUAA